Molecule: messenger RNA, 1079 nt
Organism: Cimex lectularius (bed bug)
Lineage: Eukaryota; Metazoa; Arthropoda; Insecta; Hemiptera; Cimicidae
Exons: 7
Coding region: 189-950 (253 amino acids)
Source: RefSeq, a predicted model, not a curated record
UCUUGUUGAUCUCGUUGCAACUUUUACUACACUUCUUUUUCAUAUUUCAGCUUUGUUAAUAUUGCAUUUACAAUUUUAAACCGAUUAAAAUGUAAAUUUUUAGGGAUGGUUCAGGUUCUAUUUCUGUUAUGAUAGUGUAGUGGGACUGUUUCAAAAUUUUAGAUUUAAGCUUAUAGCUCUUCUAUAAAAUGGAAGACGAUGACGAUACAAGUUCGACAUCAAGUUUAUAUAGCGAAGAAAGAUUUUUGUAUAUUAGAAAUGAGUUUUUUUCAAAAGUGUACGCCUUGUUACUUAUUCAAGUAAUUACCUCCGCUGUCUUCAUCUUGGGCUUGAACAUAAAUUUGGAUGUAAAGAAACUAUUAUUUGAAUGGUUCUACCUUGGGCCAAUUUUUGGAAUGUUAUCAUUUAUUUCUUUUGUACUAUUAAUGUUUGUUGCCCGAUUGAGAAAUUUGCACCCAUUCAAUAUACUUGUUACAUUUCUCUUGACUUCUUCCUGUGGGGGCUUUGCUGGAAUUCAAGCAGCACAAGAUCAGUUUCAUUUUAUAUGGUGUGGAUUUGGUAGCAGUGUAAUUAUUUUCUUCAUUUUGUCUGUGGUCAGCUAUUUUUUUUCCAACAUUGAGGAUUCUGUCGUGAUAUACAAUGUCCUCGUUGGAUCUAUAGCUCUCGUCGCCAUCGGUGGAAUCGCAAUUUCUAUACCAAUAUUACUUAGCAUCGAAUGUACCAUUGUCUCAUUCACAUUUUCUGUUACAGCUUGCAUUAUAUCUGCAUGUGCGUAUCUUUAUAUUUCGGGUGUUUACAUAUCAAAGUUUCAAAAUGUCGACGUUUAUGAGCCUGAAUUUGAGAAAAAAUUCACCGAGAAAUACAUAUUCGCGUCGAAUUUGUUGUACACGACGAUAUUCUUGUUUUAUACACAUUUUAUGGGAAUCUUAGCAUACGUACUGCGGACCUGAAGAUUUGUUUCAUAAAUUUUCAGGAAAUGUAAUCAAGGCUAAAAGGAAUUUGAAAGAAAGAAAGACACUUCCUUUUUCAAGUUUUUGAGAAAAAUAUCUGGUUCUUCAAGAUAACGAAAUUAUUUCUAA